This is a messenger RNA of Phycomyces blakesleeanus NRRL 1555(-), 999 nucleotides long. RefSeq names its product glycoside hydrolase family 46 protein. Gene Ontology annotation, molecular function: chitosanase activity. The record is from RefSeq and is a predicted model, not a curated record. Gene Ontology annotation, biological process: carbohydrate metabolic process. The coding region runs from base 1 to 999 and encodes 332 amino acids. NCBI's taxonomy places the organism in Eukaryota, Fungi, Mucoromycota, Mucoromycetes, Mucorales, Phycomycetaceae. The transcript has 6 exons. Gene Ontology annotation, cellular component: extracellular region.
AUGCUAUCUCUCAUAUUAAGCCAUUCGAGUCGGAUUAUUCUAUUUGGCCUUAUCCUACUUGGACUUGUUCAAUCAGGAUAUGCAAAGAAGUACAGUGCAUGCCAAGGGAAAUUCACACCUAAUGAGGGGAUCUGUGCAAAAUUCAAGUUUGGCGAUGGCCACCAGAGAGAAUGUAUUACCCCUAAGAACGGAACUACAUACUAUAACCUUUCAAAACUGCCAAAGGUUACAUCUAUCGACGAUCGCACUCGAAAAAUGUCGAGCCUUAUAACCAAUGUUUUUGAAGAAGGAAGCACUAAUUUUGCAUUUGCAUCUUGUGUUGACAUUGGAGAUUUGCGUGGCUACACAUGCGGAUACGUUGGAUUCACAACAGGAACCAAUGACGCCGAAACGGUCAUCAAAGCUUACUCAAAAAAGAAUCCCAAUAAUGCAUUCAAGCCUUACCUUUCCAAAUUAGCCAAAAUCAGUGCCCUGCCUUUCUGUGAUCGAACCGGAAGAGGAACCACAAAGGGUCUCGAGGGGUUCUCAAAGGCAUGGAAGACCGAAGCUUGCCGUAAAGGAGAAGCAUUCCCAAAGGUUCAAAAAGACUGGGCAUACAAUAACUAUAUGCUCCCCAGUGCACGUUAUGCAGCCGCAUAUGGAGUCAAUAGUGCCCUUGGAAGAGCUAUAUUCUAUGACACAAUCAUUCAGCAUGGUUAUCAAUAUGUAGAACAAGACAUUAAUAUCGUUCGAGUUCUUACAUUGACAGGCGGUCGGAAAAAGAACGAGACUGAACAGUCUUUCUUGACUCGUUUCCUUACCACAAGACGCGAACUUCAAUGCUGUUAUCCAGAUGAUGUCUGGCCCGAUAGUGCCACUCGUAGUGAGGAUUUACAGGGGCUUGUCAGCAAAUUUAGCACAAAUAAGGACCUUGCAAAACCAGUCAAACUCAAGAACUUCGGUGUCACAGUCAAGGGCACAGAACAAGACUUGAUCGACACCAGAAGAUGUAAAAAGUAA